Messenger RNA from Capronia coronata CBS 617.96, 606 nucleotides. RefSeq lists its product as uncharacterized. The record is from RefSeq and is a predicted model, not a curated record. NCBI's taxonomy places the organism in Eukaryota, Fungi, Ascomycota, Eurotiomycetes, Chaetothyriales, Herpotrichiellaceae. The transcript has a single exon. The annotation marks the transcript as partial.
CAGGUUCCGACUAUUUUGUUGACCGUGCUGCUGGGCAUUGUCGUACUCUCACUUGCUCAGAGUAAUUGUGGAACAAACCAAAAUCCCUAUUGUGCAGGGAACAGUGUAUUCGAACAACUCUGCUGUCCUUAUCCAGAUGUCUGCUACUGGCAAAAUCGCGACGGGGCGCCCGGAUGUUGUCCCCAAGGUCAGGUGUGCAACGGACAAGCGUACAAUCCUCCUACAACCGUUCAUCCGACCACUAUAACCAUCACUUCUUCGACGUCCGAAACAACGCCCACUUCGACCCUUCACUCCACAGUCACGACAUUUGUGAAUGGGGGAGGUGGAGUGAUCGUUACGACCCAGCCCAGCGUUGUCACCGUUACCACUGGCAUUUUGGGCGGUGGUGUUUACUCGACGGUCACUUCAGGAGUGGUCGGCGUAUAUUCCACAGUCACCUCUGCCGUGGUAGGAGUCUAUUCCACGGUGACUUCCGAGCUCGGCCAGGGCUAUGCCACUGUUUCGGGGGUCUUGGUUGGUGCGGCUCCCAGGUCGCAAUACUUGGCCGUUACGUUUCCGGUGAUGGCUGCUGUAUUUAUACUGGCCUGGCACAACAUUGGAUGA